UUUACCGGCCGCUUUGGGUGGGGAGGAGCCCGGGGUUUGUUUUUUUUUUGGGGGGGUGAGUGUGUGUGUGUGUGGGGUGUAGGGACACACACACACACACACGCGCGCGCGGCUCCCCCCAUGAAGCCACGGAGGAUGAACAAGCUGUACAUCGGUAACCUCAGCCCCGCCGCCACGGCCGACGAGCUGAAGCAGCUUUUUGGGGAGAAGCAGCUGCCCCUGGCCGGCCAGGUCCUGCUCAAGUCCGGCUACGCCUUUGUGGAUUACCCGGACCAAAACUGGGCCAUCCGGGCUAUCGAGACCUUCUCGGGGAAAGUGGAGCUGCACGGCAAAGUGAUGGAGGUGGAUUAUUCCGUGCCUAAAAAGCUCAGGAGCAGGAAGAUCCAGAUCCGAAACAUCCCGCCCCACCUGCAGUGGGAGGUGCUGGAUGGCCUGUUAGCUCAGUAUGGGACAGUGGAGAAUGUAGAGCAAGUCAACACCGACACAGAAACAGCCGUUGUCAACGUCACGUACGCAAGUAAAGAAGAAGCAAAAGUAGCGGUGGAGAAGCUGAGCGGCCAGCAGUUUGAGAACUGUUCCUUCAAGGUUUCCUACAUCCCGGAUGAAGAGGUGAGCUCCCCUCCGCCCCCCCAGCGAUCCCACCGCAGGGGACACACCUCCAGGGAGCGGGGCUCCUCCCCGGGGGGCUCCUCACAGCCCAAACACCUCGAGUUCCCACUGCGGAUGCUGGUGCCCACCCAGUUUGUUGGUGCGAUCAUAGGAAAGGAGGGCUUGACCAUAAAGAACCUUACUAAGCAAACCCAGUCCAAGGUUGACAUCCAUCGGAAGGAGAACGCCGGCGCUGCCGAGAAGCCCAUCACCAUCCAUGCCUCUCCAGAGGGCUGCUCUGAAGCCUGCAGGAUGAUCCUGGACAUCAUGCAGAAGGAGGCUGAGGAAACCAAGUCUGCAGAAGAGAUUCCCUUGAAAAUCCUGGCACACAACAGCCUGGUGGGGAGGUUGAUUGGCAAGGAAGGCCGCAACCUCAAGAAGAUCGAGCAGGACACGGGCACCAAGAUCACCAUCUCCCCGUUGCAGGACUUAACCCUUUAUAACCCCGAGAGGACCAUCACGGUGAAGGGCAGCACGGAGGCCUGUUCCAGUGCUGAAGUGGAGAUCAUGAAGAAGCUGAGAGAGGCCUACGAGAGCGACGUGGUGGCCGUCAACCAACAAGGCAACCUGAUCCCAGGACUGAACCUCAGUGCUUUGGGCAUCUUCUCCACGGGGUUGUCCAUGCUCCCCUCCACCCCUGGAGCCCGAGGAGCUGUGGCAGCCACCCCCUACCACCCGUUUCCACAGCAGAGCGGUCGGAGGAGAAGGAGCUCCUCAGCUUAUCUCUCGGGUCUGUACGGAGCCCCCCAGGCUGGCACCUUCCCCCACCAGCACCCUGUGCCAGAGCAGGAGGUUGUGAACUUGUUCAUCCCGACGCAGGCGGUUGGGGCCAUCAUCGGCAAGAAGGGGCAGCACAUCAAGCAGCUGGCACGGUUUGCAGGAGCUUCCAUCAAGAUCACCCCGGCAGAGGGUCCCGAUGCCAGCGAGCGCAUGGUCAUCAUCACGGGGCCACCUGAGGCUCAGUUCAAGGCCCAAGGGCGAAUAUUUGGGAAGCUGAAAGAGGAGAACUUCUUUAACCCGAAAGAAGAAGUGAAGCUUGAAGCCCACAUCAAGGUGCCUUCCUUCGCCGCCGGCCGCGUGAUCGGCAAAGGUGGCAAGACGGUGAAUGAGCUGCAGAAUUUGACCAGUGCAGAAGUCAUCGUGCCACGAGACCAAACCCCGGAUGAGAACGAGGAGGUCGUGGUGAAAAUCAUUGGGCACUUCUUUGCCAGUCAGACAGCACAACGGAAGAUCAGGGAAAUCGUGCAGCAGGUGAAGCAGCAGGAGCAGAAACACGCUCAGGGAGCCCCGGCCUCGCAGCACAGCAAGUGAGGCUCCCACCUGGUACUGCCUGAUGAAUGUAACCCCUGCUGCCCCCACAGGGCAGCAAACCAAAGAACAGCCCCCCCCCGACCCCCUUACACACAGCUUGGGGGGCUGCAAGGAUGGGUGUAAGGAUGAGGGGGCUCCCACCAUUCCCUCCCCCCCCCCCCAGCUUCCCCCUUCCAACCUCUCACCACUAUCCCUUUAGUUGGGCUAACAUGGGCAGAGAGAGAAAGAGAGAGAGAGAGAGAGAGAGAGUGUGAAAGGGAUGUUGGGGGGGUUUAAUUACUUCUUCAUUUCCUACAAGGCACCCAUGUCAUCCCAGAGGAUGAUCCCACCCAGCCCUGGGGGGGGGGGGGAAACAGACACACUCAUCCAUUUUAGAAUUCAUCUGUCAAUCGUGAAACUAACACGGGUUUGGGGUUUUUUUUUUAAGUUUUAUAAGAGUAUUUUUAUAUGAUGAUUUUCUUUUUUGUUUAGAUUUCAGAGG
Molecule: messenger RNA, 2440 nt
Organism: Apus apus (common swift)
Lineage: Eukaryota; Metazoa; Chordata; Aves; Apodiformes; Apodidae
Gene: IGF2BP2
Product: insulin like growth factor 2 mRNA binding protein 2
Exons: 17
Coding region: 121-1959 (612 amino acids)
Biological process (GO): regulation of gene expression; nervous system development
Cellular component (GO): cytoplasm; cytosol; nucleus
Molecular function (GO): mRNA 3'-UTR binding
Source: RefSeq, a predicted model, not a curated record